Molecule: messenger RNA, 2991 nt
Organism: Rubroshorea leprosula
Lineage: Eukaryota; Viridiplantae; Streptophyta; Magnoliopsida; Malvales; Dipterocarpaceae
Source: the annotation of a GenBank genome assembly
GAAAAAAAAAAAGAACACCGUACAAAUACAUGUUCUACACCUUCCACGGUUUUCCCACAAAAUGAGCAGCUAAUGUUAUCACCAUCCAUGUCAAUUCCUCUCAAGCUCAAAUUCGUUUUUGUUGGUAACCUAUACAAAAACAAUCUCCAAGCCAAUAAAACACACCUUUCCAACAAGAAAUUACUUAUUCCAAAUUGCUUCUCAUAAAACAGCAUCCAUAAUCCUUUGAUCAAGAGAUUUAAUCCUUAAUUAGGCAGUUUCAAAGAUGAGAGUUGCAGUGAUUGGAGCAGGGAUUAGUGGUCUGGCUUCAGCUCAUGUUCUUGCAAAAGCCGGCGUCAACGUUGUCCUAUAUGAGAAGGAGGACUACUUGGGCGGACAUGCUAAAACUGUAACCUUUGAUGGUGUUGAUUUAGAUCUCGGUUUCAUGCUUUUCAAUUCCGUUACAUAUCCAAACAUGGUGGAGAUGUUUGAGAGUCUUGGGGUUGAUGUGGAGGCAUCCAAUAUGUCCUUUUCGGUCAGCCUGCACAAAGUGCAAUGGCAUUCUUCCAAUCGUUGCAGUUAUCUUGAAGUGCUUGAGAACAACCCAGAUAUUGAUCGCAAUGAAACGUUGGGGCAGUUUGUCAAGGCACGGGGUUACUCUGAAUUGUUUCAGAGGGCAUAUCUGGUCCCCAUAUGUGGUUCAAUAUGGUCUUGCCCUUCAGAGGGAGUUAUGGGGUUUUCAGCCUACUCAGCUCUCUCACUUUUCCGCGAUCAUCAUCUGCUUCAGCUUUUUGGCUGUCCACAGUGGCUCACUGUCAAAGGGACUUCCCGUCAUUAUGUCAACAAGGUCAAGGAAGAGCUUUGGACCAUGGGUUGUCAAAUAAGAACUGGCUGUGAAGUUCUGGCUGUUUCCACUGCUGAAGAGGGUUGCACCUUGUUAUGUGGAGAUGGCUCCCGAGAAAUGUUCACUGGAUGCAUUAUGGCCAUUCAUGCUCCUGAUGCUUUGAGAUUACUAGGAAAUGAAGCCACUUACAAUGAAUCAAGAAUACUUGGUGCUUUCCAAUAUGUCUACAGUGACAUUUUUCUUCAUCGUGACAAAACUUUAAUGCCCAAAAACCCAACAGCAUGGAGUGCAUGGAAUUUUCUUGAAAAUACAGAGAAGAAAGUAUGUUUAACAUAUUGGCUCAAUGUGCUUCAGAAUAUUGGUGAGACAAGUCUCCCUUUUCUGGUAACUCUCAAUCCUGAUCAGACACCAAAACAUAUGUUACUUAAGUGGUCAACUGGCCAUCCAGUCCCAUCUGUUGCUGCAACAAAAGCUUCCCUCGAGCUUGAUUUUAUUCAAGGGAAGAGAGGAGUUUGGUUCUGUGGAGCAUACCAAGGCUAUGGCUUCCCUGAGGACGGACUCAAGGCUGGCAUGGUAGCUGCAAAUAGUUUGCUGGGAAAGAGCUGUUCUGUUAUCAAUAAUCCAAAACAUAUGGUACCAUCUCUCCUGGAAAUAGGAGCACGUCUUUUUGUCACAAACUUCCUCAGAAAUUUUAUAUCAACAGGUUCUGUAAUUUUAUUUGAGGAAGGUGGCACAAUUUUUACCUUUGAAGGAAACAACACAAAAUGCUCUCUGAAAACUGUUAUGAAAGUGCACAAUCCCCAGUUUUACUGGAAGGUUAUGACUCAGGCAGAUCUAGGUCUUGCAGAUGCAUAUAUCAAUGGAGAUUUUUCUUUUGUCGACAACAAUGAAGGUCUUCUAAAUCUCAUUAUGAUUCUCAUUGCCAGCAGAGAUUGGAAUUCAUCCAUCUCCAAACUUAGUAAGAAAAGGGGUUGGUGGACACCAAUGUUUUUUGCAGCUGGUUUAACAUCUGCAAAUUUUUUCUUCAAGCAUCUUUUAAGGCAAAACACUCUCACACAAGCUCGCAGGAACAUUUCUCGUCACUAUGACUUGAAUAAUGAACUUUUUGCUCUAUUCUUGGGUGAAACAAUGGCAUACUCCUGUGCUGUGUUUGAGAAGGAAAAUGAGGAACUAAAAGUUGCACAACAGAGGAAAUUCUCUCUUCUGAUUGAAAAGGCAAGAAUUAACAAUGAGCACGAGAUUCUUGAUAUUGGAUGUGGUUGGGGAAGUUUUGCUAUUGAGGUGGUGAAACAAACAGGAUGCAGAUACACUGGCAUCAGUUUAUCUCAGGAGCAACUAAAAUAUGCAGAAAUGAAAGUACGGGAAGCUGGACUUCAGGAUCACAUUCAAUUUCAACUCUGUGACUACCGCCAAUUGCCCAACACUCACAAAUAUGACAGAAUUAUAUCAUGUGAGAUGAUAGAACAUGUUGGCCAUAAAUACAUGGAGGACUUUUUUGGUUGCUGUGACUCAGUAUUAGCAGAAGACGGGCUUCUUGUUCUACAGUUCAUAUCCAUACCAGAUGAACGCUAUGAAGGGUACAGGCUAAGUUCAGAUUUUAUCAAGGAAUACAUUUUUCCUGGUGGGUGCCUGCCUUCCUUAAGUAGGAUAACAUCAGCUAUGGCUGCUGCAUCGAGACUCUGUGUGGAGCAUGUGGAGAACAUAGGAAUUCAAUACUACCAAACUCUGAGAAAUUGGAGACAAAAUUUCUUGGGGAAGAAGAGCGAAAUUAAUGCAUUGGGAUUUGAUGACAAGUUCAUCCGGACAUGGGAAUACUAUUUUGAUUACUGUGCAGCUGGUUUCAAGACAAGGACGCUCGGAGAUUACCAGAUUGUAUUUUCACGCCCAGGAAAUGUGGCUGCACUUGGCAAUCCAUACCAAGGUUUCCCUUCGGCCUAUUGAUUCUUUCCCUGACUCCUUUUGGUUAUCUUAUCCCAUUUCUUGUAAGGGGAACUGAAGAAUGUUAUUAGCUCUUUGCAUUUUAUCUGAAUUGAAUAAGAUAAUAAACUCAGGAUUAUGGUUCUCAGUGACUGUAGACUUUGUAGUUGCUCGGGAUUAUGAAAACCAAUUCUUGGAGUCAGAAAUUUAUUGGUGUGUUUAUCCUCUUGAUUCCAGUACUUAAAAGAUUU